Hemicordylus capensis (graceful crag lizard) is the source of this 1548-nucleotide messenger RNA. RefSeq names its product surfeit locus protein 1. Gene Ontology annotation, biological process: mitochondrial respiratory chain complex IV assembly. Gene Ontology annotation, cellular component: mitochondrion; membrane. The record is from RefSeq and is a predicted model, not a curated record. Bases 16 to 1041 code for a protein of 341 amino acids. NCBI's taxonomy places the organism in Eukaryota, Metazoa, Chordata, Lepidosauria, Squamata, Cordylidae. The transcript is spliced from 9 exons.
CCCUAUGCUCCACGUAUGCCAAGCGUCUGUCAACUGCAAGCGCUACGUCGACAGCGGAAGCGGAAGCGGUGUGACCCGGAAGGGCAUGCGGGGGUGGGGGAUAUGGCUGCUCUGCUGCGGUUGCUAGGCGAUGCUGGGCUCAGGGGCUGUUGGCGGGGAGUCGGGGCCAAGACCCAGCUGCAGUGCGAUUGGGAUAGAAGCUUCAGAUGCCUCCAUUUGAAAGCCCUGUCUGGUCUGGUAUGGCAUCCUAAAGGUCUUCGCCUGAGGCCUUGCGCCCCAGGAAUUUCCACAGCUACUGCCUUCAAGUCAGGCGAGGAUGCCGCUCUCAAGUGGGGCCUGCUCUUCAUCCCUGUGGCCACAUUUUGCCUCGGCACGUGGCAGGUUCAGCGGCGGAAAUGGAAGUUGAAACUGAUUGCUGACCUGCAAGCAAGAGUUUCGACGGAGCCGGUCCCACUGCCAGACAACCUCCUGGAGCUGAAGGAGUUGGAGUACAGGCCUGUCCAGGUCCGAGGGCGUUUUGACCACACCAAGGAGUUGUACAUGCUCCCCCGGUCACUGGUGGAUCCGGCCAAAGAGGCCAGGGAUGCCGGCCAGCUGAUGUCCAGUCCCGAGAGCGGCGCCAAUGUCAUCACUCCCUUUUACUGCACAGACCUUGGGAUCACAAUUCUGGUCAACAGAGGCUUUGUCUCCAGAAAGAAGGUGAAGCCGGAGACCAGGCUGAAAGGACAGAUUGAAGAGGAAAUUGAGCUUGUCGGGGUGGUGAGGUUGGCAGAAAACCGGAAACCCUUUGUCCCGGAGAACAGUGUUGAGAAGAACCGUUGGCACUACCGGGACCUGGACGCCAUGGCCAGAGUGACAGGAGCAGAGCCCAUUUUGAUCGACGCCGACUACAAGAGCACAGUUCCAGGCGGCCCAAUUGGAGGUCAGACCAGAGUGACCUUGAGAAAUGAGCACCUGCAGUACAUCAUUACUUGGUAUGGCUUGUGUGCAGCUACAUCCUACAUGUGGUACAAGAAGUUCAUUCUGAAAGUACAUCUCUGAGCCUUCCAGCUCCUUGGUGCAGUAAACGUGGCGUGAAGCAGCUUGGGAGAACAGCAAGCCAGGCCUUGUCGACUUCAGAGCUUGCUAAACAUAUGAUGGGGGCCCCCUUUGGAAUAGUCUGGGUGCUCCCCUCGUAACUGCUUGUAGGUACCCUUUAGAAGUUGGAUCUAUACAGGGAGCUACUGCACCAGCUGAAGGAGGAAGAUUGGAAGGGUUAACCAAGAGCAGCAAUCAGAGGCCUUUAUGUUGGUGGGGUGGAAGAUCAACGUAUUUCCAGUUGCACCUCUUAGCAAGCGGAUUGAGUGCUGCUAGAAACACAUGAAUGAAAUCGGUGAAAAUCCAGGGACACGAGAGAUGUAUUUGGUGUGGGGGUAGUCCAGAACACUUGUGAUAAAACAUGAAAUUGAGUGUCUCGAAAUGCUGCAAGCAUCCAUCAUGAAAUGUGACAAUCAUGAAACCUUUGCAGAUUAAACUUGUCGUUACUAAAGAGAUGCUUAUUUAAAUGUU